GACUACUGAUACACGUGUGUGUGUGUGUGGCCAGGCGCAUGUUGCCGUAUGCGAGUGUGCACGUGCAGCGACCUGAUAAGUGUGUAGAGAACCCACAGAAGAUGAGAGAGGCAAAGAGUAUCUGAUAAGCGCCUGACACCACGUAUAUAUCACCAACGCCUCAACCCACGCCUCCAGCUACACCCAUGGCCGUGCUAGAGCUUUUCGUGGGACUGUGAUGAGGGUUGACGGCGCGGGACGUAAACACUCGCUUCUCCGCUGAUUCGGCCACGCGUGUAGGUGAAGAAUGACCGAAGAGUGACAUCAUCGCCCUCUAACCCCAUCAGGAAGAAGGGUUGAUGGCUCUUUCGAAAGGCGCCGAUCAGCAUCCCUUGCAGUUUAGGUAUAGAGCAAAAUCCUGGGCUGGCUUCGGGAUAUUCUGCACAACAGGGAAAUGAAGCUACUAGUUACUGGCCAACAUUAGCAGAGCUCCUAGGUGGUUCCCAAGGCCCUCAAAAAAGCACUCAGGCACACCAGGGUCUUCCUUCAGACCAGGACAACUCAUAAGAAUCUAACCACAUCGCCUUACUGUUACCAGCGCCUUUGCAGCACAAGAGGCUGUGGCAUGGCCUCAAAUCUUCAACAAGAACAAAAAUGAGUUGGUGUUGAGGCUUUGGUACUACAGUUUGCACAGUCCCCUUUGAGAUUUCAUGUUUGCCAUGCAUCUUUGGGAGAAGCGAGAAGUUCCACGCCCUCCAGAGUAUACCAUAGAAUAUUCUUUAAAAGAACUGAAACAAAACAACCUGGGAAAGUGUGUACGUCCUCUCCUGGAUGGCAUCAGCAGGGGUCACACAGCACUCAUUGACCAACGGGUAUCCGCAAGCUUAAGGAGGGAAGUUGGAAUCCUCACAGCUUUAUUGUAUCGGAAUGGACGCCAUCGCACUGAAAAAUUUUAUAGAGUUUUGAAAAAGUCCUAUUGGUUACAGGUGGAGAAAAACUGUGCCCGAUGGCAGAAGCUUGAUGUGGUGGAGGAGCUGGACCGUCUGUGUCAGCUCAUGCCUCGAAUGAUUCUGGAACGCAAAACCGUGCGCUUACCAUCGAAGCAAAUGUUUGAGUACCUGCUGGCGAGGCUGCUAGGAUCUUACCACUUUAUGCUUCAUCUUGAUGGAAUCUGCAAGGAAGCAGCUACUCUCCUGCUAUCCAAGAUUGCCACUGGCCACUUCUUCAGCACAGCAGUGGCAUUUUUGUCUAAUGUGGCACGCAUUAGAAUCUUGGCAUUGGAUUAUGGUGGACAAGUGGCCAAGAUUUAUGAUGACAUUCUGCCGAAGGUCAUCCUCUUGAAAGGAAGCAAUGCGCCUCCCUUAUUAGACACAGCCACUCUCCCUUCUUCUCUCUCUAGCCUCCUCCAGCAGUACUGUGCCUCAUUUGAUGUCAACAGGAACCCACUGCCUGUAAAUAAACCCUCUUCAGACAUCAGCUUCCUUAACUUGCUGAAUAUCUCCAAGGAAGAAGAUAGUACAAAGGCUUCCGAGUUUGAUGAUUUCAUAGACUCUCCUGUAACAAAUAACUUGGUUAAUGAAGAAUUGUGUAAUCCAAAAAAUGAAAUAUCUGAUAGCCUGGAUAUGCCUGUCUCAAAUUGUUAUUUGGAGGAAGAUAUUGGUGAGUGUGUGCCAAAGACCAAACCUCCCAAGAAAGCUAAGACUUUAAAGAAGAGAAAAUUAUCCCUGGAAACUAAUGGUAACACUGAAACAAAUGAUGGAUGCUCCAGUAAGAAGAAAAAAGUCAAAUCAGAUGCUGGCAAGAAUCUCUUGCUCAAUUCAAAGAAAAAGAAAACCAAGAAGAAUGUAUUAAAAAGUGGUAUAGGAAAAAUUAAGCAAAAUAAAGUAAAAAAAUCUCUCAAUGAACCAGAUGAAGAACAUUGUUCUGCAGCAUUUAUAAAACACUUCAAGGCUGUGAAAAAACAAACAAAGAACAUAAACUCCAUAGAUAGUUUAAAAAGGUUUCUUGAAGGUGAAAAGAAAAACAGGAGUGAAAAAGUGAAUGGCAGAGUAUCUAAGCUACUGAAGAAAGAAGACUGGACAGAAUUUGCAAAGUUUUUAAGAAUACGGCUUAAGAAUAUUGAAGGAUUGAGUAAAAUGGAUUCAGGUGAAAGUGAGGCACUGCAGCAGCUGUUAGGCAAGACCAGAGUUAGAGUUAAGUUUUGGCUCUUGUUUCCAUACCUGAAGGGCAAAAAACCUGGAAACUGGAAGACUGUACUGGGAAAUUUAUCAAGUUAAUGGUGUAUAUUCUGGGAAACAUAUCAAGUUAACAGUGUACAUCUGGACAUGGAUUAAGCUGAUUAAUGUUUAACAUGUAAGUUGAUUAAAAAAAAUGCAGAUUCAAUCUAUUUUAUAUUUACAAUUUAUGAAUAUACAUACAUUUUUCA
Molecule: messenger RNA, 2404 nt
Organism: Portunus trituberculatus (swimming crab)
Lineage: Eukaryota; Metazoa; Arthropoda; Malacostraca; Decapoda; Portunidae
Exons: 9
Coding region: 690-2255 (521 amino acids)
Biological process (GO): positive regulation of Notch signaling pathway
Cellular component (GO): nucleus
Source: RefSeq, a predicted model, not a curated record